Messenger RNA from Closterium sp. NIES-65, 4920 nucleotides. NCBI's taxonomy places the organism in Eukaryota, Viridiplantae, Streptophyta, Zygnematophyceae, Desmidiales, Closteriaceae. The record is from the annotation of a GenBank genome assembly.
AUGGCUAUUCGAUUGCAGUCUUUCCGGCAUCUGUCCUCCUUGCUUCUGUUUAUAACAGCAUCCGCGGCUACAGCCUCUCCUCUCAUCUCCCACCAAUUCAGUCACCCCUCUCCCACCUCUGCUGAUCGUCAUUCCACCAUCGUCAGCCAUUCGAACGAGCAGUACAAUGGUCGUCGCAGGCUCGUGCUGCCGUCGCAUCUGGCUCGCCCGCACUCCACGGACGACACAGAGCUGCCGUGCGGCGACGCUUGGCAGCACAACUACACCGCCUUCCACACCUCCGCCCGCGCUGCGGCGCGCGAUCCGUCGGCGCGGGCGCAGGAGAAGGCGGAGCUGCGGUACCUGACGUUCACGUGCACGCCGGGGCUGUGCGGUGGGAUCGGCGACCUGCUGAUCGGGCUCGUGUCGUCGUUCCUGCUGUGCGUGCUGCAGGAUCGCAUCCUCAUCGUCGACUACCCCUGGAUGCUGCACGCCUUCGAACCGAAUCACAUCGACUGGCGCCUCGGCGACGACGUCCCCAUGGACCCCGCGCGCCCCUUUCCGCCGGGCCCGCGAGACAGGCGCAGGCGCGGGCAGGCAGACCCGAACGAGGUGCAGGAGGGGGAGGUGCUCCGCGUGAAUCUGCACAACCGCGACCUGCCGAGCAACGUGACGGAGUUCUUCGAGCGCAUGCGCGCCGCGAGGAACAUCAGGCUCAUGUGGAACCGCGGGCUGCUGGUGCGGCUGUACGAGGAGGACGGUGCCUGGUGGCACGAGCUGCACAGACGAGGGCUUAGACUGCCGUCCGCAUUCGGGUGCAUUCUGCGAUACCUUAUCAUGCCGACGCCAGGGGUGCGGCACAUGGUGCGAGAGGGCAUAGCGCAGCUGACGUACCCGGGCACGGCGUCCAUCUGCAUCCACGUGCGCACCAGCGACAUCUCCACGUGGGAGCAGCCCAAGGUGGGCGAGAAGGUCAAGCCGCGCAAGGAGAACGUCAAGCGCCUCCUCAAGGGCUCCCAGCGCCUCUUUUCCUGUGCUCAGGUGGGUGGCCACAGCAGUUCUCGUGCUCUCUGCUGCCGUGCUUGGCAUCAUCCGUGUGUGACUGUGAAUUGUAUGUGGUGGCGCAUGCAGAAGCUGGAGGACUACUGGUAUUCGAGUGACGCCCCAGGCAUGGCAGUCAAGUGGGUGCUCAUGAGCUCGUCGCUUGGACUCAAGCAGGCUGCACAGAGGAAAUAUGGCAACCGGUUCACCGAUUUGUACGACCUCGGGCAGAAGCUGGGGUCGGGGCAGUUUGGGACGACGUACGUGUGUCGCGAGCGCUCGACGGGCAACAAGUACGCGUGCAAGUCGAUUCCCAAGAGCAAGCUGCUCACGGAGAAUGACGUUGAGGACGUGCGACGCGAGGUUGCCAUUCUCUACCACGUGCAGGGGCAGCCGAACAUCGUGAACAUGAAGGGCGCGUACGAGGAUCGCGACUACGUGCACAUCGUCAUGGAGCUCUGCACGGGCGGCGAGCUCUACGACACCAUCAUCGAACGCAUCGAGGCGCGCGGCGUCCCCUACUCCGAGCACGACGCGGCGGAGAUGGCGCGCGUGAUAGUGCGCGUGGUGGAGCGGUGCCACGCGCUGGGCAUCGUGCACCGCGACCUCAAGCCGGAGAACUUCCUGCUGUCGUCGCGCGACCCCGACACGGCGGAGCUAAAGGCGACGGACUUCGGGCUGUCGUGCUUCUACAAGGGCGAGGGCAUGGCGCGCCACUGCGGCUCGCCCAUGUACAUGGCGCCCGAGGUCGUGCGCUGGCGCUCCGCCACGCAGCUCAUGGUGAAGCGCCCCGCCAAGUACGGCCCCGAGGUGGACAUCUGGAGCGCGGGCGUCAUCAUCUACGCGCUGCUCUGCGGCUUCCCGCCCUUCUACCACAGCAGCCAUUCGACGAAGGAGAUAUUCAAGGCGGUGCUGCGCGCGAACCCGUCCUUCUCCAUCCCGCCGUGGCCGUCCAUCUCCGACCAGGCCAAGGACCUCCUGCGCCAAAUGCUGCACCCCGACCCCGCCAAGCGCCCCUCCGCGCACGAAGUGCUCUGCCACCCGUGGCUGGCGGAGGCGGGCGUGGCGCAGACGGAGCCGCUGCCGCCCGUGGUGCUGACGCGGCUGAAGCAGUUCACAUCGAUGGUGAAGAUGAAGCGCAUGGCCAUGAAGGUGAUAGCGGAGGGGCUGAAGGAGGAGGAGAUCCGCGGGCUGCGCGAGCUGUUUGAGGCGAUGGACACGGACGGCAGCGGCACCAUCACCAUGACCGAGCUGCGUGAUGGGCUCAAGAAGUACGGCGCCAACCUCAGUGACGCUGAGAUCAGCAGAAUCAUGGAGGAGACGGACAUAGACCAGAGUGGGGAGAUAGAGUACGGGGAGUUCCUGGCGGCGACGCUGAAUUUGAGCAAGAUAGACAAGCAGGAGAACCUGCUCAAGGCGUUUGCCUUCUUUGACACGGAUGGCAGCGGCACCAUCACGCUGGACGAGCUGCAGAAGGCGUGUGAGCAGCUCAAGAUGUCCACCGCCGAGGUCGAGGCCAUGAUGCGCGAGGUCGACGAAAACAAGGUCUCGCGUCUCGCUAUCGGCCACUCGUCCCACCGCACCUCCGCGCGUCGCAUCGAUUGCAAUCCCGCAUUCGCGCCAUGUGCCAGCCACGCGCCCUUCUCCGCCGUUGCGCCAUCAGCAAUCAGGACCCGCCCGCUCCGCGCCAAUCAGAACAGUCGACGACCACAUUCGAGGCGGCUGAUCGUUCGUGCGACAGAAAGCGACGAGGGCGCAAUUGCACGCCGGGUGGAGGAAACGCAAGGCGGGGAGGCGAGCAGCAGGGGCGCUGGUGAUGGCGCAACGGGGGAAACCGCGGGUGAUAGUGGCGGAAAUGGUGCUCUUUCGGCGGGGACGGGUGUGAAUUCCGCGGAUGCGCUGGUCGUCGCGGAUAGUGCGCGAGGCGAGUCAGCAUCGUCGGUAUCGGGGGAAGAGGCAGCGGCGGCGUCGUCCCCCGGGUGGUGGAGCGGCGUGUGGGGCGCGGGGGGCUGGCAGAAGCGGUGGAGCAUCGUGGUGCUGUGCUUCUUCGCCUUCCUGCUCUGUAACAUGGACCGCGUGAACAUGAGCAUAGCGGUGCUGCCCAUGGCGGAGCAGUUCCAGUGGUCGCCCGCCACCGUGGGGCUCGUGCAGUCCUCCUUCUUCUGGGGCUACCUCCUCACGCAGGUGGCGGGGGGGGUGUGGGCGGACACGAUAGGCGGCAAGCAGGUGUUGGGAUUCGGGGUGGUGUGGUGGUCGCUCGCCACCGUCCUCACGCCCAUCGCCGCCUCCCUCGGCCUGCCCGCACUGCUCUUUGCGCGCGCCUGCAUGGGCGUCGGCGAGGGAGUGGCAAUGCCAGCGAUGAACAAUCUGCUGUCCAAGUGGGUGCCGGUGGGCGAGCGCAGUCGCUCCCUGGCGCUCGUGUACAGCGGCAUGUACCUGGGCAGUGUGGCGGGGCUGUCGCUGUCGCCCGCCAUCAUCCACGCCUUCGCCUGGCCCUCCGUCUUCUACUCCUUCGGCUCCCUCGGCCUCGUCUGGUUCGCCUGCUGGCAGAUCAAGGCGUUCAGCUCGCCCGCGGAGGACCCCAGUGUGUCACCCGCAGAGAGGGCGCUCAUAGCAGCCGGGGGCGCACAGAAGGGGCAGGGCGCGGGCAAGGCGCAUGAGGGGGGAGGGGGCCCGCACCUGGAGGGCAGUGAGCCGCUGCGGCUGUCGACGAUCCCGUGGCGGCUGCUGCUGAGCAAGGCGCCCGUGUGGGCCAUCAUCAUCUGCCACUUCUGCCACAACUGGGGCGUCUUCAUCCUCCUCACCUGGAUGCCCACCUACUACCAUGAUGUGUUGGGGUUCAACCUGACAGAGUCGGGGCUGUUUGCAGUGCUGCCGUGGCUCACCAUGGCCAUCGCCUCCAACGUCGGUGGAUGGAUCGCCGACACCCUCAUCGCCAGGGGCCUCUCCGUCACCCUCGUGCGCAAGGUGAUGCAGAGCAUCGGCUUCCUGGGACCGGCCAUCUGCCUCUCACUGCUCUCCACUGUCAAGUCGCCUGUGGCUGCCAUCGCCCUGCUCAUGCUCUCCCAGGGCACGGACGCCUUUUCCCAGUCGGGGCUCUACUCCAACCAUCAGGACAUCGGCCCGCGCUACGCGGGCAUUCUGCUGGGGCUGUCCAACAGUGCUGGUGUGCUGGCGGGGGUCUUCGGCACGUACGUCACGGGGCAGAUCCUUCAAAACGGGUCGUGGGACGAGGUGUUCACGGUGGCGGUGGCGCUGUACCUGGUGGGCACCGUUGUGUGGAACGUCUUCGCCACCGGGGAGAGGAGACCGAGCACCCUCCCAGCCCCCCUCUCACCUGCACCAGCGCUGCCAGGAGUGUCGUUGCUCCCCGGCACUCGCACGGGGGCGGGAGGAGCCGUUGUGCCCUCAUCACUGCCAGGAGGCGGAGGGCUGUUAUCGCUGCCAGGAGGAGCAGCACUCGGAGUCGGCGCCGAACCGAUCAUUGGUUCCGAGGCCGGAGCAGAGGCUGGGGCCGACCCUGGCGCUGCAGCAGGCUCGGAUGCUGGCGCUGGGGCAGGGGCGGGACCAGAAGGGGUGGCGGCAGCAGCAGGGACAGGAGCAGGACCCGAGGAGGAGGAGGGGGCAGGGGUGGGGGCGGCGGAAGGCGCUGAAGCUGGGGAGACCGAGGAACUGGGCGCGGCAGAGGGAGUCGGCGCGAGUGUGGGCGCGGACGCAGGGGCAGUGGCGGUGGGUGCCGGAGCCGGGGAAGGGACUGGCGCGGACGGCUGUUGCGAUAGAGUUGGUGGCGCGCCCAGAGCGAGCAGGAGCACCAGGAAGACGGCGGGGAGUGCGGAACCCAUCUCGGCUCAGUGGGGCGACGAGGAGGUGAGCCUCAGGAGUUGCGCUGAGUAUGAAUAA